GCCGUCGUCGCUUCUAACCCCAAUCCCCGGCAGCCUCUGAGGCUCCGCCUCGCUGGGUGGUGGCGGUGCCGCCUCCCCGUCACGACACUAGCGGCCUUCAGGCCAACGAGGGUGAAGAGGCCCGCCUCGGGAGCUGCUGGUAGGCCCAGCUGGGCAGAAGCGGGAAACUGCGAGCGAUAGCUAGGUCGAUGGCCGGCGCGCGGAGACACUGAGCAGCGCCUGUGCCCGGCGCCAUGGGUCUCCCCACGCUGGGGUCGUAACCGUCACAGGGAGGUGGGUAAAAUGUGACUUCCCAGGAAAAUGAAACCAAGUGGUUUGAAAAGCAGCAGCAAAGGACAGCUCCCCUGUGAUAUGCAAGGAAGAACUGAAAGAAACAGACCUCCCCUGAAAACUGUAAAGAAGGAUUCCACAAAAUCAGAUAAACUAAAAUACAAACCACUUACUGGGAAGGUGUUUUACCUUGAUAUUCCAUCCAACGUCCUCUCUGAGAAAAUAGCAAAAGAUCUUAAGGAAUUGGGAGGGAGAGUGGAAGGAUUCCUGAGCAAAGAUAUUAGCUAUCUGAUCUCUAAUAAAAAGGAAGCAAAAUUUGCUCAAACUCUUGGACAAGUAUCUCCAGUCCCAAGCCCAGACUCUGUAUAUAAUGGAGGAAACAGUUCACCUCAUCCAAGCAGCAGAAGAGACAGGCAUGAUGGAAGUUCAUUUAAGAUGGUGGACACAGUACGUAUGAGUAGAGGAAAAUCCUUAGUUGAAAAAGCAAUAAAAGAACAGGAAUUAAUCCCUUCUGGUAGUAUACUAUCCAAUGCCUUGAGUUGGGGAGUGAAAAUACUUCAUGUUGACGACAUUAAGAAUUAUAUUGAUCAAAAGAAAAAAGAUAUCUCUCUGAUCAAGAAAUCAAGCACAGAAAUCAAAGAUGUGGAAAAAGUGGGAACUGAUCAGAAAACCAAAAGUAAACUGAAAAAUCCUUUUCUGAAGGUAGAAGACAGAAGAUGUCGCUACAGACCAUUUUACUUGCAACUAUCCAGCUUUCCCAUUCUCAACUAUUCUAACCCAAAACCUUGCAGUCCAUUUGAAGUUGAAAAGAAGAAUAUGAAUGGUCAGAAGCAAAUUCAGAAUAAACAAAGAAACCCAGCAAACAAUGAUAAAGAGAAGGGUCCAGCUCAGGUUCCUGCAAAGCAUAAAAAGAGAAAAGGGUAUUGUGAAUGUUGUCUGAAGAAGUAUGAUGACCUUCAAGCACAUGUUGAAAGUGAACAACACAAGAACUUUGCACAAAGUUCUCAUUAUCAUGUUGUGGAUGACAUAGUUUCCAAGUUUCCUUGUGACUUUGUAGAGUUAAGAGAGAAUACACCAAAAAUUAAAAGGCGAAAAUGUAGUGUCGGACAAUUUGCUCCCCUCAUUGGAACAAGAACAGAAGAUCUGAAAGAACGACUGAAGAGGCAAGAUACUCCUUUGAGGUGGUAUUCUAGGAAAAGCAUUACAAUGCAACCACUGAAUGAAGGUUCUCAACAUGUGCAUCUUAAAUCUGCACAGAAAAAUUCUACCUCUGAACCUUCAUGUUCUGUUUACUCCUAUCACACCAUCUAUUCUUCAGAAACAUCAAGAAAAGUGAGUGGCAAUACUGAAAGUGGUAAAAUGCCCAAAGCUUCAAAUUUAUCAGAGAUUGCUUUAUCAACAAACUUGGUACAACUACCUCUCCAGAAAGAAAGUAAAGUGUGCAUGAAAAACUUGCCUGAAAUUUAUGAACAUUUUGAGCCUAUAUCGAGACAAAGUUUACAAGGGCUAUCAACAAAUUUAAACUCUCUACAAACUCGGAUCCAAGGCUCUGAGUUCAGUGAAAGGCAAAACAUAUCAAAGCCAAAACGAAAAUUGAACCAUACAGUUCUUCUGCCAGCAAAAUGUUUGAAGAAGGUUGACACUCGUUCAGCAGUUGACCUUAGUGUGGACAGCAACAAUUUUCCAAGAGAACUUUCAGUCCUUCUAGAGCCACAAAAGCCAUCACACAGUCCUCGCGCAAACAAAGAGCCCAGUGAGGUGACGGACAUUAGUAUACAAAGCUCACCUUCAAUAAAACUCAGCAGAAAAGUCAUACAUUCCAUAGGAAGGAAUAAAAAAGGAACUCAGAAACCAAAUAUGGAGUUAUGCUUACUGCAGACUGAUGAACCUCCUGUUCCAGAAGAAACAAAAAAUGUUCAAAGCUCAUCAACACAAGCACUAUUACAGUUAUUUCAGACCAGUGAUGCAAACUCUGAUUUUGGUGGUUUUUCAAGUAUACAAGAGAACAAAGAUUCAAGUUUAAUGAAAGACACAUGGGAAGACCAGCAUACAGAUGCUCUGUGGUCUUUGUUUUCUACCUCUGCCUCCUCGUCACCAUUUAUUGGAUUUUAAUGCUGCUUUAUUUAAAACUGAGUUUUGAAUAAACAUGCAAACUGAAAGAUUA
Molecule: messenger RNA, 2434 nt
Organism: Rhineura floridana
Lineage: Eukaryota; Metazoa; Chordata; Lepidosauria; Squamata; Rhineuridae
Gene: DBF4
Product: DBF4-CDC7 kinase regulatory subunit
Exons: 13
Coding region: 301-2382 (693 amino acids)
Biological process (GO): regulation of cell cycle phase transition; positive regulation of nuclear cell cycle DNA replication
Cellular component (GO): nucleus; Dbf4-dependent protein kinase complex
Molecular function (GO): protein serine/threonine kinase activator activity; nucleic acid binding; zinc ion binding
Source: RefSeq, a predicted model, not a curated record